AUGUCAUCCUCUCAAGUGUAUAGAUCCACUAGAUCCGCUGAGCAAGAGUCUAAGUCCUUCGAGGAAGCUGUUAUUCAAGGUCUGGCUACUGAUGGUGGUCUUUUCGUUCCAUCUACCAUCCCAACAGUCUCCAAGGACACACUUUUCAGCAAGUGGUCUAAGUUGUCUUUCCAAGAGUUGGCUUUUGAAAUUAUGAGACUAUACAUUGACUCUAAGGAAAUUCCAGAUGCUGACUUGAAGUCCUUGAUUGAAAGAUCCUACUCCACUUUCCGCUCCGAUGACGUUACCCCAUUGGUAAAGAACGUUACCGGCAAUGAAGAGAACUUGCAUGUUCUUGAAUUAUUCCAUGGUCCAACAUAUGCUUUCAAAGAUGUCGCUUUGCAAUUUGUCGGUAACUUGUUUGAAUACUUCCUGCAAAGAAUUAACAAGGACUUACCUGAAGAACAAAGAAAAAGAUUAACUGUCGUUGGUGCUACUUCUGGUGACACAGGUUCUGCAGCAAUCUACGGUCUAAGAGGUAAAAAGGAUGUUUCUGUCUUCAUCCUUUACCCAACUGGUAGAAUUUCUCCAAUCCAAGAAGAACAAAUGACUACUGUUGAGGACAAGAACGUCCAAACUUUGUCCGUCGCUGGUACAUUUGAUAACUGUCAAGAUAUAGUUAAAGCCAUCUUUGGUGACAAGGAUUUCAACUCCAGACACAAUGUUGGUGCUGUUAACUCCAUCAACUGGGCUAGAAUUUUGGCUCAAAUGACCUAUUACUUCUACUCUUACUUCAGAGCCACAGAUGGCAAGGAAGGUAAGGUUAAGUUUGUUGUGCCAAGUGGUAAUUUCGGUGAUAUAUUAGCUGGUUACUUUGCUAAGCAAAUGGGUUUACCUGUUGAAAAGCUAGUUAUUGCCACUAAUGAAAAUGAUAUUCUUGACAGAUUUUUGAAGACCGGUACUUACGAAAGAUCUGCCAAUGUUUUGGCUACACACUCUCCAGCUAUGGACAUCUUGAUUUCUUCCAACUUUGAAAGAUUACUGUGGUACCUUGCUCGUGAAUUUUUGGCUGAAAAGGAUGACUUGAAGGCUGGGGAGAUCAUCAACACUUGGUUUACCCAAUUGAAGACAGAAGGUAAAUUUGUUGUUGAUAAAUCUAUCAUCGAGGGUGCUCUACAGGAUUUUGCAUCUGAAAGAGUCUCUAAUGAGGAAACUAUUCAAACUAUCAAGAAAAUGUAUGAAAUUUCCCAAAAUCCAAAGAAGUAUGUCUUGGAUCCUCAUACAGCCGUUGGUGUUUGUGCCACCGAAAGAUUGAUCAAGAAAGAUAACGAUAAGGAGAUUCAAUAUGUUUCCCUGUCAACAGCCCACCCAGCCAAGUUUGCCGAAGCUGUUAACCAAGCUUUGUCCUCCUUUGAUGGCUACUCAUUCGAAUCUGACGUUCUGCCAGCUGAAUUGAAGAGAUUGUCUACUCUACCAAAGAAGAUAAAGUUGGUUGAAAAGGCCGAUGUCACUUUGGUAAAGAACACUAUUGAAGAAGAACUUGCCAAGAUGGGUUUGUAA
This is a messenger RNA of Nakaseomyces glabratus, 1539 nucleotides long. RefSeq names its product threonine synthase THR4 (gene THR4). Gene Ontology annotation, molecular function: threonine synthase activity; pyridoxal phosphate binding. NCBI's taxonomy places the organism in Eukaryota, Fungi, Ascomycota, Saccharomycetes, Saccharomycetales, Saccharomycetaceae. The record is from RefSeq and is a predicted model, not a curated record. Gene Ontology annotation, biological process: L-threonine biosynthetic process.